AAAACUGCACCAGAGAUGGAACCAGAAGCUAAAGAUCUGGACGACAGUGAUAACUUGUUCCCUUGGUCGGGCUCAGAUGGUUUUCAGGGACUUGGUGCCUCUGAGCCUUUGGCAGAGUCCUAUGAUGAAGAUGAUGACAGACAAUCAGAGUUUCCUUCGGACCCACACAACCUACAUAUCUCCAGGUCUGACCCUGAGUCUCCAGAGUGCCUUCAGUUACGAGACUGGGAAUCAGCGAAAGACCAAGACUUCCUACCAGAACAGAGUGAGAGUGAGGCGUCCGUCUCUUGCCAGGGACAGGAUGACAUCUACCUAAACGAAUCCAGAGAGUCAUUUACAGAAUCUCCUCACAUCCAAGUCUCGCAAACAUCAACACCUUCACCCCCCGAGCUCCGAGACUCCGAGCAGUGCACCGGCGAGAUUUCAUGGCUGCAUUCCCACCCUUCCUCCUCCUCCUCCUCCUCUCUUGGCAGUGCUGCUGACAUGACCCGGGCCUUGACCCUGAGCACGGAACAGGCCCAGGGAACCGGUGAGAGGCAGGGCCCUGGGACCAGGAGCAGGAGGGUCGAAUCUUCAGAGGAAGGAGGGAGUGGUGAAGCACCUCCUGCUUCUGUCUUCUUUGGAAUUUCAGAUGAGGGUGCUGAGCAGGCAGAGAGAAGAAACUUGGGUUUUGACGGAGACCUCUGUAGAGCAAACAGGCAAAAGCCAAGGCACACAUGCCUUGGCCAUAAAGAGAGCCAGUCAGAGAGACAUGUGAAGGAGACCAAGUCUAAAUGUAAGAGAAUUGCACAGCUCCUGGCCAAYGCACCCAACCCCCAAAACAAGGGAGCUGUGCUGUUCAAAAAACGCCGCCAGAGAGUCAAGAAGUACACCCUUGUGAGUUACGGAACUGGUGUUCACACCCUCAACAGCUUCGAUCCAACAGGAGGGGAACCUGACAACAUUGGCUCAGCUAGAUACAACUUUGUGGCUUCAAGUGAUUCCGAACUUGAGGAGCAGUAUUCUCUUUAUCACCAGCAGCGUCACUUAAGUUUGAACUGGGGAAGUGUGCAGGAAAUGGAAGAGCUGCCAGACGCAAAAGGGAAAGGAGUCAUGAUGUUCGCUCAGCGACGCAAACGGAUGGAUGACCUCGUGUCAGAGCAUGAAGUGAUGACUGAAAUGACCGUACAAGAAUCGCACAUUUCGAGGUCGCAGAAUGUUUACGACAGGGAAAUGUACGUGCAAUCGGAUUUAGACAUUGAUGAAGAUCUUCAGCAGAUGAACCACCACUCCAGUGUGCCAAAACCUUUAGUGCCCAACAGGACCGCAAAACCUUUCUUGGGAUUCCAAGAUGGCUCAGCUGCUGCAGCUGCAGACACGUCUGUUCCUGCCACAAAGAUGCAUGAGCCAAAAUUCAAAGUGCCUGUACCGAUAAAUACUAACCCAAAGGUUUGGUCACCAACUGGAGACAUUAUAGCCUCAAGAGAUGAGCGAAUAUCUGUGCCUGCAAUCAAGACGGGCAUCCUACCAGAGUCCAAACGGAAAAGUGCCAAUAAGCAGCCAUCAAAGUCAAGACAAGAAUUGGARCUUCACGUUCAGAACAAAGGGGAUAGGAAGUCUUAUAUUGAGUCAGAAGAAGACUGUUUCAGUUUGGGUGCUGAGGCUUGUAAUUUCAUGCAACCCAGAACGAUAAAACUCAAGAAUCCACCUCCAGUUGCCCCGAAACCAACCAUCAACCCUGCCUUCCCACCUUGGAUGAUGACGGGUUCCUCAAGUGAGCCCAUUAACCCUUCAAGAAGCCCGGUGUCACAACCCUCGCACAGUCCUGUCAGGCCCCACAGUCAGCAAUAUUUACAGCAGCAAGACUGGGCUCAGCCUCUGCAGAUGGACAGCCAUCGGGCACCAGAUCAAACGCAGGCAACACUUCAAUCAGCUGGCAAAGCCUGGGUUCCGAUCAAUUCCUCUCCUCAGCUUCAUCUUCAGCCAACCACAAAUAGCUGGAGUCAGCAGGCGUCACAGUCCCCUGUGAGUAUGCAGGCCCGUAGUCCUACUUAUAGCCCACAUUUACCCUCAGCGAAUAAGUCAGACAGUGCUCCACCACAUGCAGGGAAAUCGUAUGUCCCACAAGUUUCUCCAAAGGGAAGAGUUCCAGACAGAGGUGCUGAUCAGGCUGGUGAGGGUUCAGCCAUGGCAGGAAAAGGUGCAAAAUUGUUUGCCAAAAGACAGUCACGGAUGGAGAAGUUUGUCAUUGAUGCUGACACAGUGCGAGCUAAUAAAACAAGAUCCCCCUCACCUACCUUGUCCCUACCCAACUCUUGGAGGUAUUCAUCCAAUAUCCGCUCCCCACCUCCUGUGUCAUAUAAUCCUCUUCUGUCCCCUUUCCAUCCCCAAUCUGCAUCCAAACAACCCCCUUCCACAAGCCCCCAAAUCAAGCCCAAACCCAAAGAGAAACCUAAAUCUGCCCCCAAGCAACUUAAUGCUUUAGAUAUUAUGAAACAUCAGCCCUACCAGUUGGACUCGUCACUGUUCACAUAUGACGCAACCUCUGAGGCCAAAAGCCCGAGCCCAAAACCAGCCCCCGUGUCAAAGUUUGAAGUUACCAAAAACCUUAAACAAAGAUCUGCCUCCUCCCAUUCACAUAUUCCCUCUGAGCCUGCUGCUCAGAGAAAAACAGAGGCGCCUGCUAAGUCUUCUGAAUUGGUAAGUUUCCCAAAGCCCUCCACCAAGAGCACAGGCGCAGCCGAGCCACCUUUAGCCGACAAGCGUUUGGAUGAAAAGCUCGCUGACACCACYGCAGCACAUCAUGCGAGCGACAAGAAAGCACCUAGCGCCCGGCCUGCACGCACAUCCUCUCAGCACCCAUCUCUUGGUGAAAGCAUCGCUUCAGCUUUUUCUCCUGCAGCUCUUAUUGCUAGAGGCGUGCGCAAAAUGGCUCCCUGGCCAAAGUUUUCUGCUAAGAAAUCGGAGGUGGCAGGAAAACAGUGGAAGCCUGUUGCUAUGCUUCCUUCAGUCUAACUCUGUACAUGGUCAUGCUGCAGGGUAGUGUGAGACGCUGAUUAAAUCGUUACGCCUGUGACUUGGAGGCUUUUGAAAUGUCUUAACAGGUGGAAAAACAAACUUUUGCACAAAAUGUAGGUAGUUUUUAGCAGGAUGCAGCUAUUAGAUAAAUGUAAAACUGUACAAACUGUGAUCCAUUUAAAUCCAUUUGAUUAUUAUGGCGUAUUUUCACAAGAAAAAAAAUCUCAGGACACUGAUUAAGCAGAAAAAUAGGACAAAUAAUUUAAAAUAAAUGGUAUCAUUUUCAAAGGUAAACUCUCAAAGCAAGAGAAAGAGGAUAAAAUAAUGUUUAUUGAUUCUCAGGAAGUGCCUUUAAAUGUGUAAUAAAGUCUGCAGAGAGGCUUGUUCAGACAUUGCCUUUUGUCUUUAGUUAGUUUCUACAUUCUUUUUGUGAAAAAUACCAGUAAUAACAAUUGAUUCCCUAUACAAAACAAAUAAUAGUUUAUAUAAAUUMUUAGGUAUUUAAAACUCAGGUUAUUCAAAAAAAUUGAGAUUGGGGAUAAAAAUAUAGCUGAGGACCUUUAAUCAUUUAUUAGAUUUGAAGUAAAAACUGUCUACACAUUUCAUUUGUGUGCACAUAAUUUUUGAUUUCUUCAGUCUCAUUCCAGACUUUACAAAUGAGAGCAUCGUUAUUGUGAGAAAGAAACUCAAAGACUCGAAAAUAGAUCUAAUGUGGACACAUUUUCUACAGCUGUCAUGGACAGUUUUUCUGAUUGUCAGAAGAGUCAUCAGAUAUUUUGUAUCCACACAAACUAACAAUCAUUUAAAUGUUUUAUCACUCACUGAAAUGAUUACAGAUGACUCAGGACAAAACAGGGAAAACAGCUGUCUUUUUCUGUCCCUGUGUUUUGUGUUCACCUGAUUUUCUUUUUGUUGUUGUUUGUUGAACUUCUUGUUCUGAGCACUGUCUUGCUAUUAAAUUUCUUUUUCUUCCUAC
This is a messenger RNA of Austrofundulus limnaeus, 3973 nucleotides long. RefSeq names its product synaptopodin 2b (gene synpo2b). Gene Ontology annotation, cellular component: nucleus; actin cytoskeleton; Z disc. The record is from RefSeq and is a predicted model, not a curated record. Bases 16 to 2994 code for a protein of 992 amino acids. Gene Ontology annotation, biological process: positive regulation of actin filament bundle assembly. The transcript has 2 exons. Lineage: Eukaryota; Metazoa; Chordata; Actinopteri; Cyprinodontiformes; Rivulidae. Gene Ontology annotation, molecular function: actin binding.